This is a messenger RNA of Cydia pomonella (codling moth), 4534 nucleotides long. Its product is annotated as transient receptor potential channel pyrexia-like. Gene Ontology annotation, cellular component: membrane. Gene Ontology annotation, biological process: transmembrane transport; monoatomic ion transport. The record is from RefSeq and is a predicted model, not a curated record. NCBI's taxonomy places the organism in Eukaryota, Metazoa, Arthropoda, Insecta, Lepidoptera, Tortricidae. Gene Ontology annotation, molecular function: protein binding; monoatomic ion channel activity. Bases 1120 to 3966 code for a protein of 948 amino acids. The transcript is spliced from 8 exons.
AAUUCAAAUUUCAGCUACAUUAAGCCGCAUAGCUAUUAAAGUCGCAAGUGGAAAAUACAACCUUAAGAAAUGGACGAACCGGCGGUCACUUAAAUUCUUAUUAAAUCUAGUUAUAACAAGCUUAAAUAAACAAAAAAGUAACGUUAUUAUUUAAUGCAGAGAAACAAAAACAAUCAUUUUUGCUUAUGGCUUUUUAAUUAAAAAAGUCAUUUAGUCAUUUGUACGAGUAUUCUUUGUAUUAAAACCUGGUUUUUAUAUGUAAAAAAAUCCUAACACAUACUCCAAUUGUCAUCAUUUGCUAAAAAACCCCGAAGCUUGCGUCUGAGUCCUAAACUCCUAACCUCAGAAAACCUUAACCACACUAUUAUGACCAAUUAAAUAUGACAUACCAUUAUGAUAAUAUAGUUAGCUACGGUGCGUCGCUCGAAUAAACAUAAACAGGUUGUGUCCAGGAUGUUUUCGUAAUAACCUGUCCAAUCUUCACUUUUUGCAGUCAAAUGCAUUUGCUAGCCUGUCGAGGCGAACUAAUCAUAGCGCACUGAGGUACCUACUAUACUACUCAAUAGAAUUUUAAAAACAUAUCAGCAAUUAUAAACUUAUGUUUAUCGUGCCAGAUAAAUUAUAUAAGUCGUCAUAGCCAAAAGCAUUCCAAACCUUAAUGUCGUUCGAAAAAAUGGGCAACACCAACAAUAGAUACAUCAUAUUUGUAUGGGAUCAACUUAUGGGCAAAUUCCAUGUGCCGUGAUUUUUGCAUAGUAAUGCCCUCAAUUUUCAAAAACCAGUUAAAAUGUAUAACAUCAUCCUAUCCCAAUUAUAUUUUUGAAGCUGGUUAGUGUUUAUAAUAUUUGAUUUAACGUUAAGAAUUAAUAAGUGUUGAUUUUCCUGAAUCCUUAGUUUAUUCUGAAUUUAUCCUUGAGAUAAUUCUGUGCGGAGUCAGUAAAUUACCUCAAAGCCGAGGUAAACGUUAUAGUCAUGUAAUCAUGACUCAUUUUUCUAUAGCAAGGCGUGUUAAAUAGUCCACUGCUGCCGUUGUAACAAGAAUAACUAAAUAAGUGUAUUAUUAUAUUCAAAAUUCCAAACCGAGCACACAUAUGGAUGUGAAUGUGACUGUUUUGUAAAAUGGAUUCAACGCAAUCAGACGCAGAUACAGAAGCUUGUAGGCAUGAAGUGGACUGCGUGCCCCUGCUGCCACUGAGUGAUUCAGUUCGAGAUCGUAUAUUACCGAAACAAUACAGCACUCAGUCACUCACAGGGCCGUCUAGUUUCUACAGAAUAGACAGUGCAAGACGCACCAGUGAUGCGACAGAAGUUUACCAGUGCCAGAGAAAAUACGCCCCUGAAAACGGCAUUCGACCGCGCUUCAACACAGUCAACGAUGUCUUUACUGACGAGAUACGCAGGCUUCGAGAGCGAUUAGAUACCCGGUUACAUGAGGCUGUUAUUGAUCAAGACAUACCAGAAAUCGAGCGUAUGAUUGCGAAUGGAGCUUCGCCCGCGGCGCUCGACCACUCCGGGUUGACACCCCUACAUUUGUGUAUACUUCAUAAACUAAUCAAACCAUUCGAAGCGCUGUUACAACACAAAGAUAGCGCUAACGUCAGAGAUGCACGUGGUCUAUCAGUACUGCAUGUGGCCGUGUUGCAUCGCUGGUUGCCAGGCGUGGACGCUGCGUUGGCAGCCGGCGCUGAUGUUACAGCACUGUGUGAUGCUAGCAAACCUUUAUUAUCCCACUCACUUAAUUGCGAGAGAUACCAGCAUGUUUCUUAUGAAGACUUCGUUCUUGCAUUUGUUCAAACACCAAUCCAAUUAGCGACGAAAGUGGGAGACUUAGCCAUGCUUUUGAAACUUUUAGAUGUUGCUGAACAAAUGGGAGUUUUAAACUGUCAUAACAAAAAAGGCCAAACACCCCUGUACACGGCUAUUAUGAAUGGUAACUUAGAGGCUGUAGAAAUUCUUUUAAAAAAAGGAGCAUGCGUGAAUAAUGUCUCAAACAAAAGAGAAACUGCUUUGCAUAUCGCUGUGCGGAAACCUGCUAUUUUAAAAUAUUUGCUGGAUAACACAAAUUGUCCAAGCUCCUUUAGUGAAUACGGCUACGCACCAAUUCACAAAGCUGCAUAUUGUAAUAAACCAGAAUCAGCAAAAUUGCUUCUGAACAAGUUUAAUAAUAUUGAGUUAAAAACAGUAUCAGUAAAAAGUAAUGUAAAGGAGGAAAAAUCAGGUGGUUGUACGGCUUUACACAUGGCUGCAAAAUAUUUUAGUAACGAAACAGGCGAAGUUUUACUGGAAAUGGGUGCUAACCCUAAUGAAGUUGAUGAUCUUGGAAAUACUCCUCUACAUGUAGCAGCCAAAACUAUGAACAGGACUAUGUCUCAGAUACUUUUGCGCAAUGGUGCAGUGCUAUCAGCUAAAGAUCAGGAAGGAAAUUCUGCAUUGCGAAUAAUAGCUACAAAAUUUCAUGAUGCUCUAAACUUUUUUGAACUGGUGUUUGACGAAUUUGUCUGUACUAAGGGGUUAUAUCCCAUGGGGACAACUGUAGUUUGUGUAAACUAUGAAGUGCUUUCCAGAAGCAGUGAUUCAAGACAGAUAAAGGCUAUAGAGGAAUUUGUGAGCUGUGGUCUACGAAAAAUACUUUUGCAUCCAUUUAUUGAAAGCUUAUUGUAUUUGAAGUGGAGACAACUUUUGCCAAUAUUUUACGUCUUGAUGAUAGCAUACGCGUUAUUUCUUGUUUCAUUUAAUAUUUUUGUUGUUAAUGUUUUUUAUUGUAAGGACAAUAUGUUGCACGUUAAUAUAUCAGAAUCUCCAUUGAAUCGAACAACAAAUUCAGCCGAAUUACCUUGGUUUGAAAUGUUCGACAGAUGGUACUUCCUUCUAUUGGCCCUGAUAUACGUUUCUAUUAGUUUACUAGGUUUACAGGAAUCUUUUUACAUUUAUUUGAAAAGGCUACACUACUUUGAUAGUCUGGAGUCAUGGGUGAAACUGACUGGUCUCACCCUCGCCGCCGGUCUUCCGCUAACUGUGCAUUUUAUGGAGAUGGCAGCCUGGCAACGUCACGUCGCCUGUGCCGCGCUGUUGCUGGUCUGGCUUCAAGCGAUGUUCUUGCUGUCCCGAUUUCCAGGGUGGGGGUACUACGUCCUCAUGUUCGGGAAAGUCGCAAUAAAUAUGUUUAAGGUUUUCAUCACGUCUAUUUGUUUAGUUGUUGGAUUUGCUUUUUGUUUUAUGAUACAAUUCCAAUCUGAACCGCCUUUUGAUGGUCCGAUAUCUGCAGUUGUCAAAACAUUAAUUAUGAUGUCUUCAGAGUUUGAUUAUGAAGACCUCUUUGGACAAGCCCAUGAUAAACAACUUCAACACUCCAGAACAAUCGUCCGAUUGCUCUUUUUGGUAUUUGUUAUUUUCGUAGCAAUUGUUCUGGUGAACUUUAUGAUAGCUGUCGCCGUCAGUGAUAUUAACAACUUGAACAUAGCAGGAAAUAUUGGCAGGCUUGAGAAACAAGUGGAGUUACUCAGUUCUUUAGACGUUUUAGUUAACUGUGGACCAUUGUCAAGAAUGUUCAAAAAUAAGUACGGCGGUAAAAGGUAUCACAAAAAGAUGUAUAAUUCAAUCAAAGCCAAUAGGACGUGGUUUGUGGAGUGUUCGUCUUCAGUUGAAAUGUACCCUCAGGUUCUUCCUUCAGCACUAUACAGAGCUAUCAUAGAUAUAGCGAGAAAAAAAGAUGAACGUAUUAUGAAAAGUGAUGUAAAAAACACUUCGAAGACUAAACUAGAUGCUGUGUAUGACGCUAUUAUAGGCGGCGGGUACGGAAAUGAUAUUAAUAAUAAAGAGAAAGAAACCAAUUCAUAUUGGCUAAGGGAGACAAUACUAAAACAGAAGGAGAAGAUAGAUCAAUUACAAUGUGACAUCCUCGCUAUUAAAGAAAUGUUGGCAGAUAUGAAAGCUAACAAAAAUGUAGGCGAAAGAAUUAGCUUGUGAUUUUAAUAAGGCAAAAAGCAAAGGUGGCGAGUGGAUAAUUUUAUAAAGUGAGUCGCAACGAAAGUACCUGACUGAAAUUGAGACAAGCUCAAGGACAUUAUUAAGUAAUAAUACUAAAUUUGUAAAAAAAACACACACGAUUUAGAAACAUUGAAGAGUUUAAAUUUUUAGGGCUUACUAAUACAAAUGAUGAGCUACGGGCGUGUAACAGCAAAUGUUAUUUUAUCAGGUGUGAAUAAAACAAAAUAUUAAAUAACAAGCGAUAGUUUUCGCUCAUAGCAAAGACUUAUAAACAAACACCUUCUUUCAAGGACAUUUAUUUCCAUCUAAUAUUUUUAAAUUGUUUCUCAUAAAAUUUAGCACACAGCUGACACGGACUUUAUUUAACUAUGUUUAUCAUUUUCAGGUAAAAGGGUAAAAUGUCGUAAAUAAAGGAUAUUUCCGCCCGAGAAAAUGGAUUCUCACAUCAAGUAUUAGAACAAAAUGUCGUGUUGUAUAAAAUUCGUCGCAGCACCAUGCGACGCGAGUUUAUUGACUUGCAUUCUGCUCUGUGUCGCCGGUACCUAGC